CUUUGAAUAAUUCUGUUUCUGAUUCAAUCAUUGUAGAUUUAGUAGUAUCAACAUUUAUGUAACAGAGAAGAUCAACAGAUGGAAAAAGAAAAUGAUUUGUCUACUAAUCCUGUAGGCCACGAUCAUCAAAAAUGACGGAGUUUCUGUGGGAUCUCGGUAUCCCUGGGGUGCGCAUCCCCGCGCUCACUCUAAAAAAAGACCACAAGGAGGAUGACGAGCCGCGUCCGCCAGUCCUGCCCUUUCUUAAGGCUCACAACAAUUCAUCUUAAGAAGCAUCUUUGAGCCCUCUGGUUGUUACGGGGAGAACACGCCAAAGAUGCACCUACAGAUGAAUAUAUGGAAGGUCUAAUUUUCCUGGCGUGGAGCCCGCACUCGAACAGAGCAUGGCAGAAAUGCAAGUCGGAGACCUAUUAGGCUUUGGCUUUCGCGUAGUGGAAGCAAGUGAAGCACGAGAAGCGCCUGCAGACCGGUUUCUAGCGUCGACGCUGCACGAUUUCUAUCUGGAUAAAGUGCCGGGCUUGAAGUGCAAAGACGUACUUCAAAAAUGUCCUCUUCUGUGUACUUAUUUUCAGAUGAUCCAUCUUCUCGGGUUCUCGUCUCUGAAGAUGCCCGUUUUCAUCUACAUCUUCCCUCCCACAGAUAACUCUCGGGAAGCGCAUGGAUGACCCUGUAGGGGAAGGCGAGUAUGAGGUGAAUUCGGCUGAUAUUUCCUCGUCAAGCCACUCUGAAGAAGAGCCUAUUGGCGAUGGUAGUGAUGGUAGUGAUUCCUCCACAGAGCAACGGCGGAGAAGGGAGGAUAUCAACUCUUUGAUGGGCACCAGCGAUGAUUAAGGUCAACAUUUAGUGUCCCUCUUUCUCGGCAUCUCGGUACCCUUUUCCCUGGUAUUCUUCCUAUGUAUGAAUUACUGCAAGGGUAGGAAAGGGGUCAAGAUGAGGGGGCCGAGAUGCAAUCUCGCAGACUCUAAGAUGAGGGCAGUUCAUGGCGCGGCGAUCACAUGAGCGAACGAGAUGCGGGGUUGGCUCCCGAAGAUGCCGCCACCGCCGACUACUAUCCUGAAGAAAAUGGACCUCGUCCAGCACAUGCGCGUCCAGAUGUGGAGCUGAUGCGGCGGGUCAGAGGGCGUGUGUAUCUCCAUCCAGCAGGCUUCGAAAUUUUGGGUUUGGCGUCCUCAGUCAGUGUGCACAUUGAUGAGGAUGUGUCAAUAACGAAAGCAAGUGGGCAUCCUUUGCAUAGACAGAAGAUGCUGGCGAAUUUGAUGUCGCACGACGAUAUCAUACUGCAUUAUGCUGGUAGAAGGGAUAAUGACAUCAAUCGCAAAUGACAAUCGCAAAUGGAUUAGACUUGCAACUGCAAAAAUGCAACCUCCUAUUGUAAUUCAUCUUCCCCCGUUACAGAUCUAGUUGUAUCAAGAACCCUAAACCCUAAACCCUCUAACCCAGACGCCGCAACAGCAACGAUCCUUGCACAGACGCAGAAAGGCGAUAUCCGAAGUCCGCUAUCAACGCUCUCAACCGGUUCGAGGAAGAGUGUGAGGACUACGUCAUAGCGGAUCCGAAGGAGAUAAAGGAGCGCACGGAUACAGCCUUCCAACCACUCAACGACGCGUUGGCGAAGCUUUUUGACAUGGACGAAUUUCAAGGGAUGAGCCAUAGUUUAUGAUCGGGAUUAUUCUGGAGAAGCAUCGUCUGAGACUCUUUGAUUCGUGUCUUUGAUUCGUGGUUACCCUUGACUGUCUCCUUCUCCUUCUAGGUAUAAUCUAAGAUCAAGAGUUUGAGUCCUGCGGGAAAGUAGCUGCUAUAGGCCUAUUAGGGACGGAUGCACAGAAUUAUAGUUUGAGAUUGAGUUCUAUAUUUAUAGUAGCAUUUUUCCCUGCUGGGCUAAUACGGGAGUCGUCCUCGUAGACGGCUGCCAUCAGGGCUCUACGGUGAUCAAGAAGGAUCAUGACAGAGACACACACAUGACAUACCUUCCUCUUUCAUAUCCCACCCCCGGCCGCAGCAUCACAGCCACCAUUGUGGUUCCAGUUUUGCGUGUUACUUUCGACCCGACGUUGGAUACCGCAGAUAGGCUAGUGGCAGAAAAUCUAGUGCAAGUGCCGUACUUCUGUGACGGGGUCAUCUUGGGAGCAAAGCGAAGGAUAAGAAUACAGCAAUACAGUACUUACCCGAAAAGUCCUUCAGGAUUUGAUAUGAACGAGCAUUUCUCGACAGUCAGACAGCACUGUCAAGAACAAGGAAGAGACGCGACGAUAUCGACGCCACGUAUUGAUGUUGAUACUUGGAUCUUAUUUGUCUAUCCUUGAGUGUAAGUAGUUGUUCUAUUCACACCGAUUGAGUGAAUGUUUCUCGAAGCCACAAUAAAUUUGACAUGAUCUUCAACAACAUAAUCAUAAUUGCCUCCGUGGACAUUCUUCAAGGAAUAAUUAUUUCUAGGUUCUUCUUUCCGUUCUGGUCGGGCUGGGCCAUUAGGGUUUCCGCCUGAAGUGCACGAAGCCGCUGCUCCUGGUCCUCGUGAAGUUGACGUCUUUUUUGAGUCUGAGUGCCUACACAUAACGGUGGAACUCCUCCAUGGCGAAACCCUUCCGAAAUUCGACCAUAGUGGCGACUUCUUGGCGUGGCUCAAGGACUGGUCCAGUACGAAAAUUUACGACGAGACGCACUUGUGGAAACCAUUACUGGUCAAUGUCCUUCAUACGGAUUCGAUGAUCCAGAGGCUUUUGUUGAGGCAUCAGGUGCCUGCCGAAAGCCCUCAUCACAUCCCGCAGUACUGCCUUGGCUGUCGUUGUGGACGCAAACUGAUCCAUUGGAACCUGGACUUGUAUAGAGCGAGUCGAGCUCUGCCACCGCGAUAUGAGUACAUGGUAGACCGCUCUUGCUGUCCGGACCCGAUCGAGGAGCACACUGUCAUCUACUUCUGUCCGAGCUUCUGCUCUUUCUACUCCUGCUCACAGAAAUCUCAUGAAGAACGACAGCGAGUGACCGUAAGUGAAAAGCUAACGGAACGAGUGGAAGAGAUAAAAGCGCACUUGCUGCGACAGGCGAAAGCUAGAGCACGAGCAGCGAAAUUGAAUUAUGAAGAGGGUGAAUCAUUAAAGUAGAGGGUGGAUGAAAGUUGUAAUCCUAAUUGAUACAUAGUUGGCCUGUAUGUUAGUGGAGGUAGUGGGCACCUACAUGAGUUCUGCUCGAGUAGAAGUAGUUCCCUGCACUUUUGAAAGGUUUGUCGAGCGCUGCCAGUAUCAUAGAAAUACUGUCAGACCACGGCGCUACGGUCGUCAUGAACGAUGGCUACAGGGACAACAGCAUGCAUAUUGCGACUAGUAGGAGAAGUACGCCAGCAGGUGAAAAAAAGAGUAGAGACUUCUGCCACACGAUAUCGAUCAUUUCGUGUUGCUAUAAUUACACAGUAUGAUGUUGAGUUUCAACUUCUAACACCCGAACUCGAUGAAAGUCGGUCUAAUGGGAAAAUUUGGAAUGGGAGGCAAAAUGCUGAACAUCGCGGGCGCUCAUUCCGCCGUACCACCUACCGGCUCACCCAUUGGUCCAGACACUAGCAUACUGGCAAAUCUACGCGGUGGCCCUUCACCCAACAAGAACGAGGAUAGGCAGCAACCCACUGGUAUCUAUCUGUCAGAGGAAGCGUUAGAUAGCCAUCCAGAUGCCACCUACUUGAACGUUCCAGGCAGAGGGGCACUAGUUCCUCCUACCUUGGAUAACAACACAAUUGGCGCAGCGACGCAUCUGCUGAAUACUGAGAAACCACUGGCAGCUUUGGCACGUACUAUGCCUGGGUCACCUAGCAUGAUCUGCAAGACGAUCAUUCCACGUGGUUUAGAAGCGGCGAAGGAACGACGAAUUCCUUUAAUAGUGUGGGGUAGUAUCAAACUUCAACCGAAAGGUCGUGAUGAGGUGCUAGAAGAAAACGCUGCCAAUCUAGAACGAGUCCAGAAAGCAAAGAUGCUGUUGUCGAGGCAAGCAUUAGGCUUGCCGGUUCCGAAGUCGUGCAUGUCGAUAGUGCCUGCUGCUAAUAGAAGAGAAAUGCUGGCUGCGGGAGUUCUCGGAUUUUCUUCAUUGGAUUUGCUAGACGAGGAGGAUCAAGCAAAAAAGCAGAGGGACGAAGGAGGAGAAGGAGGUAGAGGACUAAGUCAGAGGACUAGCACAUUUUCUUGGAGGACUAGCACAUGUUGGCUUUUUCUUGGAGGACUAGCACAUUUUCUUGGAGGACUAGCACAUGUUGGCUUUUUCUUGGAGGACUAGCACAUUUUCUUGGAGGACUAGCACAUGUUGGCUUUUCCUUGGAGGACUAGCACAUUUUCUUGGAGGACUAGCACAUUUUCUUGGAGGACUAGCACAUUUCCUUGGAGGACUAGCACAUUUUGCUGGAGUUCCUUCAGUAUGUUCCUCCUGAUGAAGGUUCAUCACAGAUAAAAUGCAUCAAGAAUAUCAACAUCAUUCUUCAACAUUAAUCCGAAACCGAUUCUGAAAUGUACAAGAACCAGAUGUAGAUUUCACUGUCGAAGAGUUUCUUCAUGAUCUUCGUGUUGUUCCUCCUAGUAUAAAUAAAAAUCUAAAAUCCAAAAAAUCCUUAACACUAACACAAUCUAGACGGCGGACGAAAAAACAAAGUUGCCGAUGGGGAGGAGAAGAAUUUCAAACCGCUAUCUUUGAUGAUUCUGGGUACCUUGUCACGCGUAUUUGACGUGGAGAUGAAGAAUUUACGACUAGGCUUGCAAAUCAGGAAGCCGACGGAUGAGAAUCUGCUGUUCUGGGUACUUCUUCUACUGCUUCUACCUCGUGAUAGUGUUUCUUCCACCAAGUACUUGAUUCUACUAGAAGAGAACUCUAUAAUUUCCGUCGACUUCUGAUCAUGUCUUUUAGUAGGGAAGAAGCAUCUAGUCCUACCGAAAAGAAAACCUCAAGCUCAACUUUUUCAUCAAGACAUAGACCACAACCACAUCGAUCAUUACCGCUACCAGAUCCUUUCCGACUACGCACGAGUUUCUAUCAUGGGUCCUGACGAAGACGACCUGGACCUUAUGGACCGACUUGAGAAAGACGAAAUGUCAGUUAUAGCGGAAGAGCGGGAGAAGUUUCGAGUUAUCAGCGACAAAUUGCAGGAGGUACUUACUAUGCUCCAUUCAUACGAAGGUAGAGACUCUUUUCCAGGAUGGAAGUACUGUAUCAAGAGAACAACAUCAGGAGUGCAUGACUCCUUCAUACUAGUCAGUCUACAGCAUCAAAACUGUAAUUUACUUAAAAUAAAUACGUUCCAUCCUAAUCCUUUCCCUCUCUCUCUCCUAACUCCAGAUGAACGGCCGCCGCAUCAACCAGGAGGGUUGGUACCAAACACAGCACGCUCAAGUCGUCGAAUGUAGUUUGAGGUCUUCCGAAAAGCUGGAUGAGAUGCUUCGCGUGCUAGAACCUUGUCCCAACAACUGCGGUGAGAGGGUCGACAAACUCUUCAAAGCAAGGCGUCGUUUGCAUCUGUAUCGGGAGUGUCGAGUGCAGGCAAGGCUGAAUAUGCUCAAUGCGGCAGGAGAUGUGAAGUUUCCGAAGAAAUAAGUAGUUGCAUUGUUCUGGUAUUCGGUAACCUGAGUUUGAUCCUAAGGGAGAAGAAGAAGAGAAUCCUUGUGAUCCAAUUAUCAGGUUACCAAAUACCAGAGCCAUACAGUAGUGGGAGCUUUUAAGAAGCUUUGCGUAGUUGAUGGUGUAUAAACUUUUUGUGGAAGUGGAGUGAGUGGAUCGUUCGAUUGAGAAGAACGAUGUAUCAAUGCACAGUGAAACUAAAAGUUCGACACGAGGACGAAUUAUGUUCGUGACACAUUUGACUGAUUUUAAUCGAAAACAACUUAUGCAUAGGGGUUCAUGUUCCAUGGGAAGACGAAAUUUGUCUUUGAUCAAGAUAUAACAUGACGAACGAUCUGAAACAUUUUUGACUGGGCAAUGAACUCUAUGCAAUCUGUAGAGAGUUUAGCCGUCACUAAGAAAUUGUAUUCAAGUUUUGGGAAUGUAAAGAAAGUAGAAUAGAUUAGUAGUAUAAGGUUUACAAGUUCGAAGAACCUUUUCGAAUCGCUAUACAUAGAUGCGAAACGCUAUAGAAGAGGAAGAGGCGCCAUGACAUGACAUUCGAGGAAAGCAAAAAGCAUGAUAUGCAUAUGCUGCGCAAAAUAGUCUUAUGAACUUCACCAAGUGGUUGUCACAGCCGUAUCUUCAGCUGAUAAUAACACAUUUUUCUUAACAAUAACAUGAAUGAAAGAACAUGAACAAAUUGCAGAGUGACGUAGUAGUAGACUUCUAGCAUAAAAAAAAUGAUGAUUCGUCCUAAUGUCAGGACUGGCAUCGCAACACUAAACGAUCUUCAAUGAAUGAGCAGACGAGAACGAAUAGCAUGAGCUGCCCAAAUUUUCGACAUUCAAUUCAAAGGAAUCCAGAUAAUGUCAACUGCAUGGAUUUUGAAACAGCGA
Messenger RNA from Amoebophrya sp. A25, 6461 nucleotides. NCBI's taxonomy places the organism in Eukaryota, Dinophyceae, Syndiniales, Amoebophryaceae. The record is from the annotation of a GenBank genome assembly.